Molecule: messenger RNA, 2187 nt
Organism: Nerophis ophidion (straightnose pipefish)
Lineage: Eukaryota; Metazoa; Chordata; Actinopteri; Syngnathiformes; Syngnathidae
Gene: pdcd4b
Product: programmed cell death 4b
Exons: 12
Coding region: 174-1595 (473 amino acids)
Biological process (GO): negative regulation of DNA-templated transcription
Cellular component (GO): cytosol; nucleus
Source: RefSeq, a predicted model, not a curated record
AGAUAACGGAACACGCGUCUACGUACUUGAGUUGCUGGGUAGAUAAAUUGAAAACGACGUCGUUCAGGCCAAGUUCGACUCUCACUUGAACACAGGGGACGACCAGUACGGAAUCAGUUAGAAUCCGCUAAAUCCUCUUUUGCGUCGCAACAUAUAUUUGAUAUUUGUUGGAAAUGGCAGCGGACUGCGAGGCCUGGUUGAACGCGAACCCCGUUGAGGCCGAGAAUCUAAGUGACUCCGUUGUGUCUGAAGACGAAGGCAAUGUCGGAACGCUUGGCAACAACAAAAACAUCACCAACGAGAUCAACGGCAACUGGCUGUCCUCAUCUAGCAACAGCAUACAUGAGGCGCGUCUCAAGGCGAAGGCCAAGCGGAGGCUCAGGAAGAAUUCCUCCCGGGAUUCCGGUCGGGGGGACUCACUCAGCGAUAACGGGGAUCUGGUCAGGGGAACCGCGGUUGCCCCCACCAGCCCAAAAAGCAAGCUGAUGGACCGGAAGUCCAGACUGGGGAAGGGCAGAGGUCUGCCAAAGAAAGGUGGGGCUGGAGGCAAAGGCGUGUGGGGCCGAUCCGGUGAGGUUUACGGACCCCAGCAAGUAGAUGAGAAAGACCCCAACUAUGAUGAAGCUCAGGAAAACUGUGUGUAUGAGACUGUGGUUCCUCCGCUGGACGAGAGGGACUUUGAGAAGACGGUCACGCCCAUCGUGCAAGAGUACUUCGAACAUGGAGAUACGAACGAAGUAGCGGAGCUGCUAUCAGAGCUGAAUCUGGGGCCCAUGAGGAGCGAGGUGCCAUCACUGGCUGUGUCGUUAGCCCUGGAGGCUAAGUCCAGCCAUCGAGAGCUGACCUCCAGGCUGCUGGCUGAUCUCUGUGGGUCCGUCUUGUUCCGCAGUGACAUGGAAAAAUCCUUUGACAAACUCCUCCGAGAGCUCCCUGAGCUGGUGCUGGACACACCUGGAGCCCCUCGGUUGAUGGGCCUUUUUAUUGCACGCGCUGUAAAUGACCAAAUAUUGUCAAAGAGCUACAUCGAGGGCUACAAAGGCCGAGUUGGCUGUGAAUACACAAGGGCGGCACUUGACCGGGCGACAGUGCUGUUGAAAAUGACUAAAGAGGGUCUUCGUGUAGACAACCAAUGGUCCGCAGGCGGGGGGCGGAGACCUGUGACGCAGCUCGUUAAAGAGAUGAACCUGCUGCUGAAGGAAUACAUUCUAUCUGGAGACAGCAAAGAGGCUGAGAGAUGCUUGAGGGAUUUGGAGGUUCCUCAUUUCCACCAUGAGUUUGUCUAUGAGGCAAUAGUAAUGGUAUUGGAGUCAAAGGGAGAGAAAACAUUCAACAUGCUUCUGCAGCUUCUUCGCUCACUGGCUGUAUCGUCCAUCAUCACCGUGGAGCAAAUGAGAAGGGGCUACGAAAGGGUUUAUAUGGACAUAGCUGAAAUUAACAUCGACGUCCCUCGUGCGUACUUCCUCCUUGAGCAGUUUGUGGAAAAGAGCUUCAGUAUAGGUGUCAUCGAUGUGAAGUUAAGAGAUCUUUGUCCCUGUAGGGGCCGCAAAAGGUUUGUCAGUGAGGGAGACGGGGGUGUCGUCAAGCUGGAACGCUAAGAAGGAGCUCUUUUAACGUACCCGCUCCUAGAUGAAGCUAACGUACUUUUUUUACUUGCAUAUUUUUCCAAAAAUAUUUUUCGUGCAUUUCUCGUAUGUCAAGAGAAUCGAGUUCUCGAACGGAGGCAGGGCGACGGAGCUGCACUUUUGCAACAGAAGUGUGUCGGUUUCCUCCAGUGUUUUCAGUAUGAUUACAUAAGCCAACACUGAAAUGCCACACCUGCGUGUCAGUCAUUCCAUGUUAUGCACAGUAUUCUGAUUUCACUUGCCACGCCUUUUUUUUUUGUGUUCCAGAAGGCAACCGUCUGUACAAAAAUGAGUGGUUCGUGUCAAAACAAGAGCUUUAUAAAAAAAAAACUUGUACGGAAAGUUCAGGAGAAACAUGUUUUUGCAAUACUGACCACCUUUCUAGCUGCUUUUUCUAUGCUCUUUGACACGUCUUAUACCCGCGAAGAUGUAAUUCUUGAAGGUAACAAGAAAAACGGCAGUUCAGGAAGUAUUGGUGUUUAGAGUGUUUAUUUUUAUAUCGACUGCACUGGUGUAUGUGUUGUGUUGCUCUCAGUUCGGUCAUUAAAACAACAAUAAGUCCUCA